Molecule: messenger RNA, 1975 nt
Organism: Paramecium pentaurelia
Lineage: Eukaryota; Ciliophora; Oligohymenophorea; Peniculida; Parameciidae
Source: the annotation of a GenBank genome assembly
CAUGGCAGAAUCUAGAGCAUAAUUUGAGAGUGAAUUAAAAAAGAGGUUGAGUCUUAAAUCCCCUCAUGAAGAACAAACAUUAUUAAAAUCAUUUUAAUACUAUGACCUUAAAUAAUCGAAUGUUGUCAAUUAAUAAUAAUUUGAAGCUGUAUUAGAAAAAGUUGGUAUCACUCUUCCAAAAGAUGUAUAUAAUUUUAAUAUAACAUAGUAAAUCACUUCUUUGUUCAAAUAUUAUCAGUAGAACGGGUAAUUGAAUUACAAGAGUUUUAUUUAGAGAGUAUACUAAUCACCAGAAUCAGCAGUGUUCUACUUUUAAAAAAAAAUGUGGGAAAAUGGGUUAGAUUUAUUUUUUGAUUGGCUAGAACAAUUAAACUGUAAAGAGUAUAAUUACGCAUAAUUUAAAUACUUAUUUUAUUAAUAUCCUGAAGAAAAAGUUAGAGCUCUAUUCUAAUAUUUCAAUUAAAACAAUCUUGUAAGAAUAGAAGAAGUAGUAGAAGCAUUUAGAGGAGUUGUUAAACCUAGUGGCUUUAAAGUAGAUUCAUUUAAUAUUGAUUAAAUUAUUGAUAUGUUUAAAGGAGACAAGACAAAAAUUAGAAAAUAUUUGUAAAGCUAUAUGAGAUUCAAGAAUAUAAAAUUGUUAUCACAAAGUUAAUUCGAUGAAUUCAAUCAUAUUCUUGAAUUAGGUAAUAUCAAAGCUUAAUGGUUGGGAGAGAGAAGCACAAUCUAUACUCCAAUUAGAAAAUUAGAUUUUAAUGAAUUAGAUCUAACAGAAUUGAGAUCAGCACUUGUUAAAAAAGGUCCAAAAGCAUUAAUUAAUUUAAAAAAGUUAUUGAUUCAAGCAGAUGAUGAUUAAGAUGGUUAUUUGACUGAGAAAUAAGUCUAAAAAGUAUUAAGAGAUUACAGAUUUCCUUAAUAAAUAGGAGGAGUAAAUAUCUAAGAUUUCUUCAUUGAAUUGCUUGGACCUUUUGAUUAACCUAAUAUUGUUAAAUAAAUAUUUGAGUAAAUGGAUAUUGAUAUGGAUGGUGUUAUUCCAUACUAAUUAUUAAAAUAAUGUUAUCAAGCAAGAAAUCAUCCAGAUGUUAAAAAAUAAUUAAAAAGUGAAACUGAAUAACUUGCAGAAUUUUUGGAUUCAUAUGAUGCUCAUCAUAAAAUGGGAAGUAAGAAUGUCACAUUUGCUGAAUUUUAUGAAUAUUGUCAUAUUCUUUAUGCUUGUUAACCUGAAUAAUUUGAAAAUAAUCUGAUCAAUGUGUUUACUUAUGUUAGACCACCUUAAUAAUAAACUACUAGCGUUGCUUAAUAUGCCCCCUUUGGAACUAGUGCUGAAAAAACAGAUUACAGCACAGCAUUAAGACCAUUAAGUAGCUAAUAAAUUUAAAAAUAAUAAAAUAUAAAUCCUGCAGGAUUAACAUAUGCAUAAUAAUAAUUACAAAAAAUAGAUAAUGUUUUAGAAAAAUUAAAAUCUAAAGGAUAUAGGGGCAUAAUUUAUAUGUUAAGAAAUAUUAUGAGAUAUGAUGCAUAAGGAAUAUAUGUUGGUUUCAAUUCAAUAAGAGUUUAAGUCAAUCAAUAAUAUAUUAGAUAGAUCUUAAAUUAAAGUAAUAUGUAUCAUAUUUUAUUAUAGAAAAUGAAAUUUCUAUGAAAGCAUUCUUAGAAAAGAUUUUAGGAGAAUUUUAAAAUUGGAGAUUGAAUUUAGUUCAAAUGGCCUACAGAAAAUUACAGUCAACCAAUUUUGAAGAUAUGAAAAGUAAUUAAAAUAUACAAUAUAUAUAUAGAAAACUUUCUUGCUAGACCUCGACAAAAAAUGUCAGAUGACGAAGUCUUGAUAGAUUUUCUAGAUACUUUUGAUAGCCAUCAUCAAUUAUUUAAUUCAAAUAAUGUAUCAUAAGAAGAAUUUGAACAAUAUUAUCACAUAAUGAGCUUUUGUGUAACUGAUGAUAGAGAAUUUGAAGUUGCUGUUAAAAGUGGUUGGAUGGUUUGA